This is a messenger RNA of Lobosporangium transversale, 1141 nucleotides long. RefSeq lists its product as hypothetical. Gene Ontology annotation, molecular function: protein binding. NCBI's taxonomy places the organism in Eukaryota, Fungi, Mortierellomycota, Mortierellomycetes, Mortierellales, Mortierellaceae. The coding region runs from base 50 to 1123 and encodes 357 amino acids. The transcript has 9 exons. The record is from RefSeq and is a predicted model, not a curated record.
CCUUUCCAUUUUUUUUUUUUUUCUUUUUUCUUUUUUCUUCAUUCAGACAAUGGCAGAGAAGAAACAAGUACACCUCGACGUUGAAGAGCAAAAUAGGCUUUUCCAAGAGGCAAAAAGCAAUUCACACGCUGAUCAGCAUGAAGAUUCAGGCGACGAAAGUGCGAACGAAAAUGGAGCAGUGCACCGUGGUAUUCCUGGCGGAGAAGAGCCUCAAACGCCCGAUGGAGAUUUCUUAUCAGAUUUCCCGGACGAUACUGAGGAACUAGAGUUAACGCAUCUUAGGAUCGAUGAUGUCCCAUCUUUACAUCUUGAACGUUUCAAGAACCUUCAGAGACUUUCAUUCAGACAGAACUUGAUCCCCAAGAUUAAAGGCUUCGAAACGCUCACAUCACUCCAAGAAUUGGAUCUAUAUGAUAACCGCUUCAGUAAAAUCGAAGGACUCGAAAAUUUGACAGAGUUGACAUCCUUGGACUUGAGUUUCAACGGUAUCCGGCAUAUUAACAAUGUCGAUCAUCUAGUCAAACUCACGGACUUGUAUUUCGUCAGCAACAAAAUUACUGUCAUUGAGAACUUGAGUACAUUGGUGAACAUCACGAACCUUGAGCUAGGUUCCAACCGCAUCAGAAAAAUCGAGAACCUUGACAGUCUGGUGAAUUUGGAGCAGCUGUGGCUCGGAAAAAAUAAAAUUACCAAACUACAGAAUCUAUCAAACCUCAAGAAACUCAAGAUCCUCAGCAUUCAAUCAAACAGAUUAACCGCAAUUGAAGGACUCGAAGAACUGGAGAAUCUUGAGGAAAUCUAUCUAAGCCAUAAUGGCAUAUCGAAGAUUGAAGGGUUCGAAAAAAAUACCAAAUUGACCACGAUUGACAUCAGCAACAAUAGAGUCUCGAAGCUUGAAAACCUUGGCCAUUUGAAAGAGUUGCAAGAAUUCUGGGCGAGCAAUAAUCUUCUCGAUUCCUUUGAGGACUUUGAGUCAGAAUUGAAGGACAAUUGUCCUAAGCUCGAGACUGUGUACGCAGAAGGAAACCCUCUUCAAACCAACAACUACACAACAUAUCGACUCAAGAUGAAGAUCAUGUUGCCUCAGCUUAAGCAGAUCGAUGCCCAGUAUGUCCGACCAUAAAGUCUUCUGAUAAUCAAU